Messenger RNA from Leopardus geoffroyi (Geoffroy's cat), 1314 nucleotides. Its product is annotated as foot protein 1 variant 1-like. The record is from RefSeq and is a predicted model, not a curated record. The coding region runs from base 1 to 1314 and encodes 437 amino acids. Lineage: Eukaryota; Metazoa; Chordata; Mammalia; Carnivora; Felidae. The transcript is spliced from 2 exons.
AUGGUACCCGGCUGGGCCAUCAAGGGGACCCAGGAGCCCAGCUGGCCCAUCAAGGGGACCCAGGACACCGGCUGGCCCAUCAAGGGGACCCGGGAGCCCGGCUGGCCCAUCAAGAGGACCCAGGACCCCGGCCGGCCCAUCAAGGGGACCCAGGACCCCGGCCGGCCCAUCAAGGGGACCCAGGACCCCGGCUGGCCCAUCAAGGGGACCCAGGACCCCGGCUGGCCCAUCAAGGGGACCCAGGACCCCGGCCGGCCCAUCAAGGGGACCCACAACCGUGGCUGGCCCAUCAAGGGGCCCAGGACCCCAGCUGGCCCAUCAAGGGGACCCAGGACCCCGGCUGGCCCAUCAAGGGGACCCAUGACCGUGGCUGGCCCAUCAAGGGGCCCAGGACCCUGGCUGACCCAUCACGGGGUCCCAGGACCCCGGCUGACCCAUCACAGGGUCCCAGGACCUCGGCUGACCCAUCACGGGGUCCCAGGACCUCGGCUGACCCAUCACAGGGUCCCAGGACCUCGGCUGACCCAUCACGGGGUCCCAGGACCCCGGCUGGCCCAUCAAGGGGACCCAGGACCCCGGCUGGCCCAUCAAGGGGACCCCAGAGCCCGGCUGGCCCAUCAAGGGGACCCAGGACCCCGGCUGACCCAUCAAGGGGUCCCAGGACCCCGGCUGGCCCAUCAAGGGGACCCAGGACCCCGGCUGACCCAUCAAGGGGUCCCAGGACCCCGGCUGGCCCAUCAAGGGGACCCACGAUCGUGGCUGGCCCAUCAAGGGGACCCACGAUCGUGGCUGGCCCAUCAAGGGGACCCAGGACCCCGGCUGGCCCAUCAAGGGGACCCAGGACCCCGGCUGGCCCAUCACGGGGUCCCAGGACCCCGGCUGGCCCAUCACGGGGUCCCAGGACCCCGGCUGACCCAUCACGGGGUCCCAGGACCCCGGCUGGCCCAUCAAGGGGACCCAGGACCCCGGCUGGCCCAUCAAGGGGACCCAGGAGCCCGGCUGGCCCAUCAAGGGGACCCACGACCCCGGCUGGACCCCGGCUGGCCCAUCAAGGAGACCCAGGAGCCCGUCUGGCCCAUCAAGGGGACCCACGACCCCGGCUGGCCCAUCAAGGGGACCCAGGAGCCCGGCUGGCCCAUCAAGGGGACCCAGGACCCCGGCUGGCCCAUCAAGGGGACCCAGGAGCCCGGCUGGCCCAUCAAGGGGACCCAGGAGCCCGGCUGGCCCAUCAAGGGGACCCACGACCCCGGCUGGCCCAUCAAGGGGACCCACGACCCCGGCUGGCCCAUCAAGGGGACCCAGGAGCCCGGCUGA